Hippopotamus amphibius kiboko is the source of this 1916-nucleotide messenger RNA. RefSeq names its product SH3 domain containing GRB2 like, endophilin B1 (gene SH3GLB1). Lineage: Eukaryota; Metazoa; Chordata; Mammalia; Artiodactyla; Hippopotamidae. Gene Ontology annotation, cellular component: cytoplasm; membrane. Gene Ontology annotation, biological process: membrane organization. The transcript has 11 exons. The coding region runs from base 356 to 1564 and encodes 402 amino acids. Gene Ontology annotation, molecular function: protein binding. The record is from RefSeq and is a predicted model, not a curated record.
CGCACGCUUCUCCCGUUGGAGAUCUGGCCCCUCACGGCCGGGACGCCGGUUAGUCCCCUGAAGGCCCACCGCGGGCCCCGCCGACGUUAGUGGCCGCACUGCCAGCGCGACAGGCCCUGCGUUUCGGCCGCCGCCGCCGAGGCGCGCGGCCGGCUCCGAGGCGCUCGUUCUCUCCCCUCGCCCCACCCCCUCUCUCCCCCUUCACGGAAACGACAGCUGAGGCGGCGGGACUGGCGCCGCCUCCCUCCACCUACCACGUCUGCCCCUGCCACUCACGCCCGGCUCCCCAGCCCGGCCGCGGCGCCUCCGCCUCCCCCCUAGGUCAGCCGGCAGCUUCGCCCGGCUGCCGCCCAGGAUGAACAUCAUGGAUUUCAACGUGAAGAAGCUGGCGGCCGACGCGGGCACCUUCCUCAGUCGUGCAGUGCAGUUCACAGAAGAAAAGCUUGGCCAAGCAGAGAAGACAGAAUUGGAUGCUCACUUAGAGAAUCUCCUUAGCAAAGCUGAAUGUACCAAAAUAUGGACAGAAAAAAUAAUGAAACAAACUGAAGUGUUAUUGCAGCCAAAUCCAAAUGCCAGGAUAGAAGAAUUUGUUUAUGAGAAACUGGAUAGAAAAGCUCCAAGUCGUAUAAACAACCCAGAACUUUUGGGACAAUAUAUGAUUGAUGCAGGGACUGAGUUUGGCCCUGGAACAGCUUAUGGUAAUGCCCUUAUUAAAUGUGGAGAAACACAAAAACGAAUUGGAACAGCAGACAGAGAGCUGAUUCAAACAUCAGCCUUAAAUUUUCUCACUCCGUUAAGAAACUUUAUAGAAGGAGAUUACAAAACAAUUGCUAAAGAAAGGAAACUAUUGCAAAAUAAGAGACUGGAUUUGGAUGCUGCAAAAACCAGACUAAAAAAGGCAAAAGCUGCAGAAACUAGAGCAUCACAACUAAACUCAGCACGCCUUGAAGGAGAUAACAUUAUGGUAAAUUUCUCUUACAUGCUCAACUUCCUGCAUGUAAAAUGGCUGAAGAUUUGGGCAGAGGAAGUGACAAAAUCUGAACAGGAAUUAAGAAUAACUCAAAGUGAAUUUGAUCGUCAAGCAGAGAUUACCAGACUUCUGCUAGAGGGAAUCAGCAGUACACACGCCCAUCACCUCCGCUGUCUGAAUGACUUCGUAGAAGCCCAGAUGACUUACUACGCGCAGUGUUACCAAUACAUGUUAGACCUCCAAAAACAACUGGGAAGUUUUCCAUCCAAUUAUCAUUGUAACAACAACCAGACUUCUGUGGCACCUGUACCAUCUGCUUCAUCAAAUGUGAUUGGUUCUUCUGCCUUGACUUCAACAAGUGGCCUAGUAAUCACCUCUCCUUCCAACCUCACUGACCUUAAGGAGUGCAGUGGCAGCAGAAAGGCCAGGGUUCUGUAUGAUUAUGAUGCUGCAAACAGUACUGAAUUAUCACUUCUGGCAGAUGAGGUAAUCACUGUUUUCAGUGUCGUUGGAAUGGAUUCAGACUGGCUAAUGGGGGAAAGGGGAAACCAGAAGGGCAGGGUGCCAAUUACCUACUUAGAACUGCUCAAUUAAAUAGGUGGACUAUGAAAAGAUACAUCAUAUUUAUAUGCAAUUAACUCUUAAUAAAGCAGGUUUAAGUAUCUCUCAUGUUAAUGUCUGAAGAGACAGAAAAGAAAAUACCAGCCUUCAGAAACUGGCCUUUCUGCCAAUAAAAUUGCAUGGUAAAUAUUUCAUUACAGAAUUUGUGUUAGAGUUUUCAUGCCAAGAAUGUUUUCUUACAAAAUUCUCUUUCUACUGAGGUUUCACUAAUAAGUAGCUUCUACUUUUGAGCCCCAACUUAAAGCAGAAGAACUGUUUUCUACUGAAUUUUUCAUUAAUGGCAAGCUUUUUCUUUUAUGUAAAAUAAAUUCAUUGUGAGUUGGUA